Oryctolagus cuniculus (rabbit) is the source of this 1890-nucleotide messenger RNA. It is a transcript of the gene DMRTB1, whose product is annotated as DMRT like family B with proline rich C-terminal 1. Gene Ontology annotation, biological process: regulation of transcription by RNA polymerase II; germ cell development; sex differentiation. The record is from RefSeq and is a predicted model, not a curated record. Gene Ontology annotation, cellular component: nucleus. Lineage: Eukaryota; Metazoa; Chordata; Mammalia; Lagomorpha; Leporidae. Gene Ontology annotation, molecular function: DNA-binding transcription factor activity, RNA polymerase II-specific; RNA polymerase II cis-regulatory region sequence-specific DNA binding.
GCAGUUUUUGGGCGUUUCUCGGGACGCACUACGUGCCGGUUUGCUACAAGUGUAUCCAAUGUCCCCAGCACCAGGGACUUGUGGGGCGCAGUUCACUGCUGCGCCACUUGCUCCGCGGCUCCCCGAGGUGGCGGUUGCACGAUGAAGGCAGACGCUGCUAAACUGGCCGACAAGAUGCUGCGCGCCCCCAAGUGCUCCAGGUGCCGCAACCACGGCUUCCUGGUGCCCGUCAAGGGCCACGCGGGAAAGUGCGGCUGGAAGCAGUGCACCUGCGACAAGUGCUGCCUGAUCACCGAGCGCCAGAAGAUCAUGGCCGCGCAGAAGGUGCUCAGGAAGCAGGCCUCGGAGGAGGAGCAGGAGCUGGCCCUGGGCCCUCAGGCGCCGGAGCUGGCCGCCGGGGCGGUGGCUGGGGCCGCGGCCGCCAGCCAGGGCCCAGGCCUCCACCUGCUGCCUCCGCCGGCGGCUUCGGGAGAUCUCCGGCCGGAGCCCGAGGGCCGCGCGGCUGCCUACUUUUGCGAGAGGCCGCCGCGGGGCCCCAGCCCGGGCCCGAGCGCCUUCCAGCCUGUCCUGGGCGGCCGCGGCCACGUGGCGGCCCAGCUCGGGCUGGAGGCAGCAGGCCUGGGCGGCCCUGGCCACCUGGAGCUGUGCAGGCCGCUGCGGCCCCCGCCCAGCCCGCCGUUCGCGGAUUUCGGGCUCCCUGUGAACUUCAGCUUGGAUCGUGCCAUGGGGGCCGAGUACCUGGAGCGAGAGCCUUCCAAGCUGUACCCGAGCAUGCAUGCCUACUGCCCGUUCCCGCUGGGCUACCAGGAUGUGGCCCCGCCCCCUGGGAUCCCGCUGCAGACCGGCUUCCGGCACAUCUCCUGCACCCAGUAUCACGGAGGCAGCUUGGUGUCGGAAGCAGUGGGAGAGUUCCAGUCCACCUUCUACCCACCGCCUGCCCCACCGCAGCCCCCGUUCCUCCCGCCGGGCUUCCUCUCAGCGCUCCACUUCCUGCCGCCACCUCCACCGCCGCCACCGUCGCCUUCCUUCUCGCUGACCAUCCUGUCUGAGACAGAGAAGGAGAACCCUGAUGGGCAGGAGGCUGAGACCCCGGGAGAGGCCCGCCAGCUGGAGUCUGAGGAGCAGUCGGAAUGAGCCCAGGCCUCUGGGCCAGCGUGGGGGUGGGGGCGGGGGUGGGGUGGGGGUGUCACAGUGUCUGGUGACAGAGAGGCUAGGCAGGAGACUGAAGCUGAUUCUCGUCUCGAGGGAGGGGGGAGGAGGGUGAUUUCUGGGAUCUUGCAGCCCUGAGCUGUGCGUGGAGGGACCACCUGGGAGGGCCAGGCGCUGAGGAGUGGGGCUGUGGAAGCCCGUGUGUAGGAAUGAAUUUCACUGUCCCAGUGUGCUGCUGUUUAUCGGACCAGCCCCGAAUGGCGGGCUUUGAUUUUCGCAGGCCCCACUCAGCACAGAAGGCACCAUCUAUUCCCGCCUUCUGCUGCCUUUUGCCUGGUCCCCAGGGGGCUGGAACACCACCGACAUCAAGGCCAGCCCGAGCAGCCAAGGCCAAGGGCGCUGACAGCAGGCUCUGCAGCGUCCUGUCUUGCUGCUCUCUGUUCCUGGCCACUGCCCCUCCUCCUCCAGGGGGUUCGACCAGCCAGCAUCCUGACCCCGGGGCCACUUCACUGCCCUCCAUGAAGCUUAGUCCUUAUAGGUACCGUUUCUGGUUUUAAGAAAUCUAGUAGAGUUUGACUAUUUGAUGUUUUUAUAGUAAUUCUCAACUUCCAAAAGUAGGCUGCUCACAAGCACUGACACAGUUCUCAGAGAAUAGGAUGGCGCUUCUGAGUUGCCGGUGACGUCAGCAGUUUCUUCUCUGGGCGCAGACAGCUGUUGAAAUAAAGCGAGCAGUGGAAAAUC